Molecule: messenger RNA, 768 nt
Organism: Rhagoletis zephyria (snowberry fruit fly)
Lineage: Eukaryota; Metazoa; Arthropoda; Insecta; Diptera; Tephritidae
Product: putative nuclease HARBI1
Source: RefSeq, a predicted model, not a curated record
AUGAGAGUCAUGCAGUUGAAUCUCAACCACUGCGAAGCAGCGCAAGAGCUGCUCAGGCAAACGGUGUACGAGGAGAAGGUGGACAUAGCAAUAAUCAGCGAGCAGUAUAAAAAUAUAGACAGUGGAGCAUGGAUAUCGGACCUCACAGGCAAAGCUGCAAUAUGGACAUGCGGAGGAAAAGCUUUCCAAGAAAAGCCGCUGCUUGGCAAGGCAAGGUAUUCCUCUAGCAGAUGGUAUGUAAAUAGGAGCUACAAGGGAGGCAGACUGCAAUCUACAGCGGAGACUCAUAUGCUUUCUUUUUUGUGGUUUAGCGUUAACAAAACGACGUUCAGAGAAGUAGCAAACCUUGGCGUGACGCUGUCGAACAUUCAUAUCACCUUCAAUAAAGUUUUGAGUUUCUUAGUGGAAGCUGUGGCGCUGGAGUCAAUAAGAUUUCCAAAGGAAGAUGUUGAGAAAGAAGCUAUUGCGAGGGAAUUUGAAAAGAUUGCUGGGUUCCCAAACGUUUUGGGCUGCAUAGAUGGUAGCUACAUUUCCAUUAGAAAGCCUAAGAAUAAAAUACGUUCAACCUACACAAAUAGACAUGAUUGUGCACCAAUAACGUUGCAAGGAAUUUGCGAUGCAAAGCUACGUUUUCUGGACGUACAGUGGCUCACAGCUUAUUUUAUGCAAUGCAUAUUUGCAACUUCAAAGCAUUAUAUCUAAGUAACUAUAAGGAAUAUAAAAAAUAAAUUGGUACUAAUAGAAGGAGCAGGUAUUCUUGUUUAACAA